Neopsephotus bourkii (Bourke's parrot) is the source of this 2592-nucleotide messenger RNA. RefSeq names its product G protein-coupled receptor 174 (gene GPR174). The transcript is spliced from 2 exons. The coding region runs from base 910 to 1890 and encodes 326 amino acids. The record is from RefSeq and is a predicted model, not a curated record. Gene Ontology annotation, molecular function: G protein-coupled receptor activity. Gene Ontology annotation, cellular component: membrane. Gene Ontology annotation, biological process: positive regulation of Rho protein signal transduction; phospholipase C-activating G protein-coupled receptor signaling pathway. Lineage: Eukaryota; Metazoa; Chordata; Aves; Psittaciformes; Psittacidae.
UUAGCACAGCAAGAGGCAAUAUUGCUCUUCUGGAAGAGAUAUAAAACCUGGACAUCUAUCAGAAAACUGCUUCAAGGAAGAAAAACCUUUAUCCUCCCUUGACAUUUUUAAAAAGAACUAAAGCAAAAUCCUGUGCAAUGGUCAGUUUAUAUUUCUAUUAUUUCUAUUUUUAGCCAAUACCUUAUUAAUUCUUACUGCUAGCAGUUAUCUCUGCCAAAAUAGGACAGCAGCACUUCAGGUGACCUAGAAAACAUAGUUACCAGGAGAGAAGCCUGGCACAGGACAUUGCUGUCCUGCUCUGGUCCCUGGCAACCCCUCCUGUCCCCACAUCCACAGGGAGGGACAGAGCCACCACUACACUGCCUCUGCUUGCGCAGCUUCAGCAGGGAACCACAUUUCUAUUUGAAGUUACCCCUGUGCACGUUCUGCUUUUAUUUUAGGCUGUGGAGGAGACAAAGGAAACCAGAAGAGAGGCUCCAGGCAGCAGCACCCCCAAGGCAUCCCCCAAGGGCUGCAGGGCUGCUCUGGUUGUCAAACUCCUGUGUUGAAGACGUGCCUGAAAUGCCACCCAAAAGGUGACAGAGGUGCGGUCCCCGUGGCGAACUGUCAACUGCUUUGGCACACGAUGCAUUUCUCAGUGUGGCUCCCCUCUCUGUCAAUCCUGCAAGCAACUAGAGUGAGGUCUGGUCAUUGCUGACAAAGAGCAUGAGCAAAGCACACGAGCAGGACUUCGAUUAACACCUUAUAACUAAGCUCCUCCCCACAGUGGACAUGAUGAUCUGGUCACUAAAGCCUCAUACACGGAUGCCAGGGUUAAACCUGUUUAUUUAAGCACCCACAACCCAAGAACAACCUGGCUGCAGGAACAUGCUACCAUGCUGGGGCUGAGCACGGAUCUGGAGCACAACCAUGACAAACAGUUCGACCUGCACUGAAACAGACCUGAAGCCCUACUAUGCGGUUACAUACACUUUCAUCCUGAUCCCUGGACUAAUAGGAAACACAUUAGCUUUGUGGGUCUUUUAUGGGUACAUGAAAGAGACUAAAAGGGCUGUAAUAUUUAUGAUCAAUUUAGCCAUUGCUGACUUAUCACAGGUUUUGUCCUUGCCCCUGAGGAUUUUCUAUUACUUGACUGGGACAUGGGAAUUUGGAGGAGGUCUCUGCAUGUUUUGCUUCUACCUGAAGUACGUCAAUAUGUACGCGAGCAUCUACUUCUUGGUUUGCAUCAGUGUAAGACGAUAUUUGUUUCUUAUGCACCCAUUCAAAUUCAGUGACUGCAAGCGCAUCUGUGAUGUGUAUAUCAGCAUCAUAGGGUGGGUCGUGGUCUGUGUUGGCUGUUUGCCUUUCCCACUUCUCAGACUCCAACAGGAUGCUAAAAACACAUGUUUUGCGGAUCUCCCUGUAAAGGAAGUCGAUCUUCCCAUUUCCAUUGUAAUGAUGACGAUAGGAGAAUUGGUGGGGUUCGUAACACCCCUACUCAUCAUCCUAUACUGCUCAUGGAAGACUGUCUUGUCACUAAAAGAAAAAAAUUCUGCUUCACAUGACCUCGGAGAGAAGAAAAAGGCUUUAAAGAUGAUUCUUACCUGCGCGCUGGUAUUCCUGAUUUGCUUUGCACCUUACCAUAUCAGCUUUCCGCUAGACUUCUUUGUCAAAACCAAGAAGAUUGAAAACAGAUGUGUCCAGAAGGUGAUCUCAGUGUUUCAUGUUGUGGCUUUGUGCCUUGCCAGCUUGAACUCCUGUGUGGAUCCAGUCAUCUACUACUUUACUACAGACGAGUUCAGGAGACGCCUUUCCAGGCAGGAUUUGCAAGACAGCAUUCAGCUCCACAGCCUCAGUUACGCAAGGAAGCACUCCAGAGAUGUGCUCAGGAAGCACACCAUGGACUACUAGUGCUGGCCUUCCACAAAUGGUUGCCAGGGCUUCAAAUGUUCACUAUAUUUUGGGGUUUGGCCCGAUUUAUUUUUUCCCACCAGUUCCAUUUCCAGCUUGAAAGCCAUAUGGUUUGAAGCCAUAUUGCUGCCUUGGAUAAGCUUUAACCACAGGGCUCUGCUUCAAGGGUAGAUGUCCAUCAGGCCCAUCAGGUCCUCUUUUCACCAAAGAGAGAACGGAUUAUUUCUCUCACUGAUAACUAACCCUGCACCAUCACACCUUCAUUAAGGGCAGCAUCAUUAAAGCACAGUCAGAGGAAGCAAGCCUUAAAGUUUACUGUAAUGGAAACUCACUAUAAGCAGUCAAACGUGCCACCCAAGAGGCUAUGAGAGGCUUUUAUGAAAGGCUCAGACAUAGAUGUAUUUUUAAUAACAAUUUCUUUAAAAUGAAAUAACAGAAGGUUUGGGCUGGGCCUGCAUUUCCUUUGCACCUUCUUUUGUCAGACUGAUUUUUCUGUGAACAUCUGAAAUGUUGCAUUUUGAAAUGCAAAAAUACUGUGAUGGUAUUAGGCUUUAUUUAAAUGCAAAUGUUGUUUUAUAAUUUAUGAAAAAAUAUAUAUAUUUUGUAGAAAAAAAUGUGAAUCCCAGAGAGUGCUGGAACACAAGCACUUAUUUUCUUAAAGAAAAACCCUUUUAUAUAAUAAAACCAAACUCCACCUCCUCA